This is a messenger RNA of Salvelinus sp. IW2-2015, 3593 nucleotides long. It is a transcript of the gene lgmn, whose product is annotated as legumain. Gene Ontology annotation, biological process: vacuolar protein processing. Lineage: Eukaryota; Metazoa; Chordata; Actinopteri; Salmoniformes; Salmonidae. Gene Ontology annotation, molecular function: cysteine-type endopeptidase activity. The record is from RefSeq and is a predicted model, not a curated record.
UUUUUUUUUUCCCAACCCUGUGAUUUGCAUAAAAAUCCUCUCCCCAAUGCAACGGCUACAAACAGUACCGGAGUCUUCGUGACAGCAAGUAAUAACAAAACGGUAAAGGACAAGAGGAUCAUGUUUACGUCGACCCUAGCCCUUCUGGGCCUCAGUCUGGGACUUGUGGCUAAUGCUUUCCCCACACAACAGCCUGAAAACGGGAAGAACUGGGUGGUGAUUGUCGCUGGCUCCAAUAGCUGGUACAACUACCGACACCAGGCCGACGCCUGCCAUGCCUACCAGAUCGUCCACAAGAAUGGUGUUCCUGACGAGCAGAUUGUCGUGAUGAUGUUUGAUGACCUGGCGACCAAUGAGCAAAACCCCACUCCAGGGGUGGUGAUCAACCGACCCAAUGGGACAGACGUCUACAAGGGAGUCCCCAAAGACUACACUGGCGAGGCUGUUACCCCUGACAACUUCCUGGCUGUGCUGAAGGGUGACUCUGCCAGUACUAAGGGGGGUUCUGGGAAAGUGCUGAAGAGCGGUCCCAACGAUCAUGUGUUUGUUUACUUCACUGAUCAUGGUGCUCCUGGGCUGUUGGCCUUCCCCAAUGACGAUCUUCAUGUUGCCGACCUCAUGGCUGCCAUCAACUACAUGCACGAGAACAAGAAAUACGGAAAGUUAGUGUUCUAUAUCGAGGCCUGUGAGUCGGGAUCAAUGAUGACCAAGCUGCCUGCCGACAUCGAUGUGUAUGCCACCACUGCAGCCAACUCUCAUGAGUCGUCCUAUGCCUGCUACUAUGACGAUAAGAGGGAUACGUACCUGGGGGAUUGGUACAGCGUAAACUGGAUGGAAGACUCUGAUGUGGAGGACCUGAGCAAAGAGACGCUGAUUAAACAGUUCAAGAURGUCAGGAGCCACACCAACACCAGCCACGUCAUGCAGUUUGGAAACAAGACUCUGGCCCAUAUGAAGGUGAUGGCCUUCCAAGGUAAUGUCAAUGCCAAGCCUGCCACCCCCAUGACCCUGCAGCCCAUAGCGGAGCCAGACCUGACCCCCAGCCCUGAUGUUCCCCUGGCCAUCCUAAAGAGGAAAUUGAUGAGAUCCAACGACGUCUUUGCCACCAAGAAAUACUCCAGCAUGAUCACGUCACACCUCAAGGUGCGCGAGCUGCUGGCCGAGACCAUGCGCAGGGUGGUAGAGACGGUGACAGGAGAGGAGAUCAUGACCCAGAGGGUUCUGAGUGCCAAGCUGGAUCUGACCCAGCAUCAAUGUUACCAGGCUGCUGUCAACCACUACAAGACACGAUGCUUCAACUGGCAUAUCACUGAGUAUGAAUAUGCUCUGCGACACCUGUAUGCCCUGGUCAACCUGUGUGAGGGAGGAUACCCGACAGACAGUAUCCUGAUGGCAAUGGAGAGUGUGUGUCACUUCAACUAAAUGGAUCUGAAUGAACACCCCUCGGAUCAGGUUGCUGUGCCUCCAGACAGGAGGGUCUGAGACCACAACCACUUCUCUUUGCACUGACAAGGAAUCAAGUUUGACAAAUCUUUUUUUCACACUGAUAUACUAUUUUUUUCAUUUUUUUUUUUUUAAUGUUUGAUUUUAAACUUUUAUUCCCUGGAUUUAUUGAGACAUUUAAAUGUGUUUUUUAUUUUAUUUUUUAUGAUGAAUUGCACGAUCACUGUGAACGAUUUGUUUGUUUUACUCCUCUGAAUUUUAUGAAAACUGAAUCCAAUAUCAACAUUUUCUCCCUCUGGUGCCUGAAAUUAGUGGAUAUACUGUAAUUUAGCAAAACGGCCCUCCCGGCGAAGGAAAGGCAUCCUGCGUGAAAUUCUAUGAGAAACAGUGACCUACACUCUGAAUAACCUAAAAUGAUUAAUCCCAUAUUGGUCUUUCAGUCAGGCUAACCCAAGCUGUAGAAGUAGUGUAAUAGUAAGCCUACUAUUGAAACGGAUAAAUGAAGCUGUCAAAUGACUCAGAAAUUCACAUGUUUCAUAUACCCCCCUUCUCCCUGRACUUUUUAAUAGAACAUCAAUUUCUUUAGUUUUUCCAAGUCCAUAACAAUGCUUAAACCACAUCAGAAGACCACUUUUGAGGUCUGGUGAAAAAUCUAAGAAAUGUAGACUUGGGUGUAGCUAACCUCUUAAUUUAAAGUGCUCGGGCACCUGGCACUGUUUGGUUAGUAGWGUUUCUGUAGCCACUGGAUGAAUCUCCUUCUGCCAUGUAGGGAUAGCUAGCUUUAACAUUUUAAAUUGAGAAGGUUUUUGGGGAACAUGUCUUUCCAUCUACCAGAAGACUGUUGGGUUUGUCAUCAGCAUCGCUAUAUUUUUCCUUUUCAUUCAUUGUUUGAUACCUGGACAUUUCUCCUCAUAUGAGGCGUGUGUCUUACCCUGAUUCAAAGUAGCCUAUAGCCACAAUCCUAUUAGAAACCUGGAGGAAAUAAUUGUGUUCUACUGAAUUUUCUUUGUUUGUCCAGCAGACGGGCGUUAAUUAUCCUAGUCAUAUUAGCAACCCGUGAUACAUUUUUCUAACGGAUAAUUCUGUCCCUGAAAACGCGUGCAUGUGCGAAGCGCAUUUUUAGAAUGGUGGUUUAGCGCAAAUUGUACCUUCACAUGGGGGGGGGCGUGUGCACAUUGAAGCACCAAAAAUGUGACGAAAUGAUACAAAACAUUUAUGAUAUGUUCCAUCAGCCUUAUUAAUUGAUACGGCGUAUACCUACACCACUUUGAUAAGCAUCGUGGCGAUUUUAAGAAGUGAGGUAUAGGCAAUGCCCACUGAAGAGAGGAGGAAAGUGGGUAUACGGUUUAUACCUGCGUAUACCCUCCACUGCUGCUUAGGUGUUGGCUCUGCUAUACGCCAACAUGAGCCCGUUAUCAGGACUGUGAAUGACGGAGUAGGGUGACGUUGCCCCUAGACGCUGAUCAUGGGUCAGUCCCCCCCCCUAAUGGUUAGGAUUGGGAGAGGGGAAGCUGAUCCUAGAGAAAAGUUCACCCCAGAGCGUGACUGGCCUGUAACAGGGUUGAAUCCUACAGCGUCAUAAUCCACUCGCGUUAACCUCCAUGCAGACUCCUGUAAAGGCUCAGGAUACGGUGUUGUCACAGGGAUGUUAAACUAAAACCUUGAUAGUCAGAACAAAAUGUAAAGGACUUGUGGCCCGCUUUAGUGUACACAAGGUGUAGCCCACCACAGCCAUGAUGAACAAAUAUAACACAUGGACUCCAGAUUAUUAUUAUUAUUGCUUUUAUACAACUGGUUACCAGCCUUAAAGUAAGUUUCUUUCCCAAACCAUUUACAUUUAAGAAAGAGUGAUACUACAUUCACUAACACUUGUUGUCAAGUGCAAUUUUUAGGUGUUCUCUGGUUGUUAGUUCUAUUCUCAUUUGACUGGAAUGUAAACAAAACUUCCCAAACGCUGAUUUGGUAGCAACCUGCAAAGUUCUAGAACUAUGGCAAACAAUGGUUGCUAUGGAGACUCAAUCACUACAGACUGAAAGCUGAAUAGACUUCACACUAGCUGCAUGUGUAUGUUGUCUAUCAUGGGCAGGCUAGACUCUCUUAACAAUAGGGAUUCCAAACCAAAGGUUGUAUAUUAUGAAUUACCAUAGUGG